Molecule: messenger RNA, 2301 nt
Organism: Triplophysa dalaica
Lineage: Eukaryota; Metazoa; Chordata; Actinopteri; Cypriniformes; Nemacheilidae
Gene: lamtor1
Product: late endosomal/lysosomal adaptor, MAPK and MTOR activator 1
Exons: 5
Coding region: 133-612 (159 amino acids)
Biological process (GO): lysosome organization; cellular response to amino acid stimulus; regulation of receptor recycling
Cellular component (GO): Ragulator complex; lysosome; late endosome membrane
Molecular function (GO): guanyl-nucleotide exchange factor activity; molecular adaptor activity
Source: RefSeq, a predicted model, not a curated record
GUGACUCCCUGGGAGUGCUGUCAUGUGACUGUUCCUGCGCUUGUAACGAAGCCUUCUACAGCUAAACAAAACCCACACCUAGUCCAAAAAGACAGAAAACGAAGUGGAGAUUUGACCCGCUGGGCGGCAAUCAUGGGGUGCUGUUACAGCAGCGAGAGCGAAACGACGGAACAGGAUGUAAAUGAGCGGAAGCCUUUGAUUGACCCAAAUCAAGACCGAAAACCAACCAAUGGCAUGGAGCGAAACACAGACAGCCUGCCGUCCAACCGCACAGACGAGCAGGCUCAACUAACUGGCAUUCUUCAGCGGACAGCCCUAAACAUCAUUGACGUGUCGGCUGUCGAUUCUCAAGGCAUGGAACAGCAUGAAUACAUGGACCGAGCCAGACAGUACAGCACAAAGCUGGAAGUAUUGAGCAGAACACUGUCACAGAAGAAACCCGUUCCUCUCCCAUCGCUCACCAGCCAGCCACACCAGGUGCUUGCUGCUGACCUGGUGCCCUUCUCAGAUGUACAACAGGUCUCGAAGAUCGCUGCAUACGCCUACAGCGCCAUCUCACAAAUCAAAGUAGAUGCAAAAGAAGAGCUGGUUGUGCAGUUUGCGAUACCAUAAUUUGAAAGACUGAAACCCACCUCCUCCUCACAUUUUCUUUCUUUCUGGCCCCUUUUUGUUCUUCAUUUUCUCUUCAAACAUCUUCAGUCCACAAGAGAUGCAGACACCAUUAACAGAUAGAUGUAAUUAAUCAGACAGAGCUCCUCGAGUAAAUUUUUAUGGCACUACCCAGCAUCCCUCAGGGCAGAGCAGACGUAACUUAUGAUCUAUUAUUUCAGCUGUGGUGAGUUGUGUUCGAUCAUGAAUGUGUAUUAAACAUCUGUAACUCAAAGUCAAGCUGAUGUAUUCGCUUUAGUGAAGUUUGUAUCCACAGUUUGAGGUCAUUUCCGUACAGAUUUUUUAUUCCACCGUGCAUUAAACACGUGCAGACUUUCUAUACUCCCAUCUCUUGCUUCUUUCUCUGAAAACUGUAAUUGAGUUAUAUCUAGAUUUGCACAGUUUUGCUGUUUAGUAUUAAAGUGUCACAGAGGUGUUUGGGGGAGUUUUAGUUCAGCACCGUCCCGCAUGUAAUUUGGUUGUUUCCUGUAGAUUUCUGGUAUCACUGUGGUUUAGAGCUCAUUUUAAAUCCCACAAAUACAUGUACCGUGGUUCUAUGUUCUGGAUCGAAAUAGGCAAGAUACACAAGUAAAAUGCACAUGAUGUCACAUUAAUCCUUAAAUUUCCCAUUCCACCAGUAUUUUAGAGUCAAACCAUGUGAUUAAAAUGAGAGCAUCCAACCUGAAAUCAAAGCAUGAAAUCGAUAGAAGUUUCAUGUUUGCCUAUUCAGCUUUUUUUCUUGUUGCCAAUGUGUAAAAAACGUUAAGCAGGUGACAAAUAAUAUGAGCUGAUGUGCAUGAGGCAUGUGUAUGGCCAUAUCAGUCAUUUUGAUUCUGUGCUCACUGUCUGCACACCUUUUCUACAUCCCGUCUGUUCAAAUCAGACAUGCAGUCACAUCAGACAUAAUAGACAUCGGUUAAGAGUCUAUAGGGGCCUCCCGAACAUAUAAACAUACUGUAUACUGGAUGAGGUGGUGGGUUUGAACUGUCUCGUGGUGGGAGAUGUAAGUUUGUAAAUGAUGUUCUUUUUGUCAAUGCCUUUAAUGUACAGAGUGUAAGAUGAUCUGAAAUAUAAAGAAUGAUUAGUUUGACAUGUAGCAGGAAAUAAUGUCUCUACACCGCCCCCUGGCCGCAUUACGCCUAGUCGUGAGGGUUUGCGUACAGUAGAUUGUUUUUAGUUAAGCAAACAGGGACACUUUCUCCUGCCUGUUCCACUUUUAAAACAAAUAAAACUAUUAAAAGAGCAAGCAAAUAUUAUCAAGCUUCUAACUUCCAAUAUUAUUUGUUUAGUUUUGCUUUUGUGCCGAGGAAAACGCCUGAAAAAUGCCACAGACAAUGUUUGUGUAAUUAUUUAUUGUUGGUUUUAUGUAUUUAUGCAAGCUCACCGACUGUGUGGUAAAACUUUGCCCUCUGGAUCAUCGCAAGUCAUUUUUCUCCUUUGCUAAGGUUUUUAAAGGGAUUCAAGACAUUGCAAUGCUCAAAUUCUUUCGGUUUCGUUUGCUGUGUGCUAAUAGUAUUGUCAAAGUUUGUUAUCUGAAUACUACCUGUUUUACAGAGGUAAUUUUCUUAGGCUAGUACCAAAAAAUAUUAAUCCCAAUAUUCUGUUAAUACUGUUUUGUUGAAUGAAAUUAUGCAUUAAAGACUUUAAGAAUUA